UGAGAUACCUUGUCUCAAACAAGAAAAACACAACCUUCUUUAUAAGGUUUAUUAAAUGAUGAAGAAAAAAUGUGAACUCUGCAAAAGUCCAGCAAAGUUGUUCUGUGAAUCAGAUCAAGCAAGUCUUUGUUGGGAAUGUGAUACUAGGGUUCACACUGCAAAUUUCAUAGUCACAAAACAUCAAAGGUUUCUUCUUUGUCAUAUUUGUCAAUCUUUAACUGCUUGGCAUGGAACUGGACCCAAGUUUGUUCCAACCAUGUCUCUUUGUGACUAUUGUGUUUCUCUUACCAACAAUAACAAUGAUCAUCGAGACGACGACGACGAUGACGAUGACGACGAUGAAGAUACCGAUGAAGAUGAUGAUGAUGAAGAAAAUCAAGUUGUUCCAUGGAAAUCUACACCUCCUCCACCAGUUUCUUCUUGUUCUUCAAAUAGUGCAACUACAUAUUAACUAGAAAAAAAUAAAUAUUUUGUUCUUCUAUGUACUAAUUUUGAGGUUUUUGUUUUAGAAUCAUAGGUUUGUAACAAAAUUAGUUUCUAGUUUAUGUGUUGUGAUAAUAAUAAUAAUCAUAAUUUUGUAGUAAAUGCUUUAGUUUAAUACUAAAAAUGGUGUCUCUUAGAUUAUGCUUGAAUAGUUUUUGUGAUUGAUGGUUUUGAUUUUACUUGAUUUGUGUAAAUUAUGAAAGAUUUUGUUUGAUUUUGAGAUUAAAGGAUAGCAACCUUUUAAUUAAUUAGUGUGAUUUACCAAUAAAAUGAGGUUUUGAACCUGAGAUUAGGGAAGUGGGUCCAACUAAAUUCGACAUUACCACGUGCCUUCCAUAAGCAUAUUUUAGUAUUCAAGUAGCAAGUUGGCAAUGUACAUUGUAUAAAGCAAGA
Messenger RNA from Vicia villosa (hairy vetch), 876 nucleotides. Its product is annotated as B-box domain protein 30-like. NCBI's taxonomy places the organism in Eukaryota, Viridiplantae, Streptophyta, Magnoliopsida, Fabales, Fabaceae. Gene Ontology annotation, molecular function: zinc ion binding. Bases 56 to 451 code for a protein of 131 amino acids. The record is from RefSeq and is a predicted model, not a curated record. The transcript has a single exon.